Messenger RNA from Sordaria macrospora k-hell, 675 nucleotides. RefSeq lists its product as uncharacterized. Gene Ontology annotation, molecular function: electron transfer activity. Lineage: Eukaryota; Fungi; Ascomycota; Sordariomycetes; Sordariales; Sordariaceae. The record is from RefSeq and is a predicted model, not a curated record.
AUGCCUUCUCUCAGCAACAUCCUCCUCGCCGCUACCCUGGCCCUUUCCUCUGCUGUCUCCGCCAAGACCAUCCCCAUCAAGGUCGGCGAGUCUGGUCUUACCUUUGAGCCCGAGAACAUCAAGGCCGACGUCGGCGACGUUCUCGAGUUCUGGUUCUACGCCAAGAACCACAGCAUCGUGACCUCUACCGCGGCCAAGCCUUGCGAGCCCAAGACCGAGAACGGUUUCUUUUCCGGGUUCUUCCCCGUUGCUGAGACCGGUGUUGCUUCUGAAAACGUCUUCCGCGUAACAGUCAACGCCACCACCCCUCUCUGGUACUACUGCUCCCAGGGCAAACACUGCCAGGCCGGCAUGGUCGGCGCCGUCAACGCCAAGAGCACCGACGACUUUGACAAGUUCAAGACGGCCGCCAAAGCCGCCUCCAGCAACGUGACGCCCGCCGGUGGUGUCUUUGGUGGUUCCGUGGCCAAGGCUUCUUCUUCCGACUCCGAGUCCGGUUCUGGUUCUUCUUCCACCACCCUUGCUGCUGUCCCCAGCGGUACUGCCUCUGGUACUGCUUCCGGUGCUUCGUCGACUGCUUCCUCUACUACUUCUGGCUCCCCUGUUAGCGGUGCUGGAGCCGUUGGUGUCUCUUUUGGUGUCUUGGUUGCCGCGCUUGGGUUUGCUCUUGCUUAA